Heterocephalus glaber (naked mole-rat) is the source of this 2166-nucleotide messenger RNA. The record is from RefSeq and is a predicted model, not a curated record. NCBI's taxonomy places the organism in Eukaryota, Metazoa, Chordata, Mammalia, Rodentia, Bathyergidae.
CGAGGCCCGGUCGCCAUGACAACGGAGACGCCACAGCGGCCAACCCAGCAGAGCUCAGCAUGAGGAGCAGCUUGGAGGAGGCCGACCCUGCUGCGGCCCCCACUCCGGCCCCGGCCCAGGCGGAAGCUCCAGCAUCUAUUGCUACUCUCCAGGAAAGUUACUGUAAACUAUGUUCAGAAAAGUCCCAGAAUAUUAAUCCUUUUAUAUUGUGUGUACUCCAAAAAGUGGAUGAAGAAAUUAAAAAGGGACCCAAAGAAGGAAUCACAUUGAGCAUUGCAGGUAACAAUCGCUUAAUCCCAGUACAAAAAGUGACAGCUGAAGAUUUUUGUAUUCUUUCUAAACUUCUAAAGGAUAAUCCGUAUAUUAAUGGUUUGGAUGUUAGAUAUAAUCUCAUAAAUGAUAUUGGUGCACACUAUGCUGCGAAACUUCUUCAGAAACAACUGUACCUCAUUUACUUAAACCUUAUGUUUAAUGAUAUUGGGCCCGAAGGUGGAGAAUUGCUUGCUAAAGCAUUACAUAAGAAUACAACUCUGAAAUACUUAAGAAUGACUGGAAAUAAGAUUGAAAAUAAAGGUGGAAUGGUUUUUGCUGCAAUGUUGCAAAUUAAUUCAUCCUUAGAGAAAUUAGAUGUGGGUGACUGUGAUCUGGGCAUGCAAAGUGUGGUAGCAUUUGCCACAGUACUAACUCAAAACCAAGCAAUUAAGGGAAUAAACCUAAACCGACCUAUACUGUACGGGGAACAGGAGGAGUCCACAGUCCAUCUAGGUCACAUGUUGAAAGAAAAUCACUGCCUUGUUGAACUACACAUGUGUAAGCAUGGUAUAAAAAACUGCGGUUUCCAUCAGUUAUGCAAUGCACUGUAUCUGAACAGUAGCCUACGAUACCUUGAUGUCAGCUGCAAUAAAAUAACUCGUGAUGGAAUGGUGUAUUUAGCUGAUGUACUGAAAACCAAUGCUACCCUGGAAGUAAUAGAUCUUUCUUUUAACAGAAUAGAAAAUGCUGGUGCAAACUACCUCAGUGAAUCUCUUACUUCACACAACAGGAGUCUUAAAGCAUUGUCAGUAGUCAGCAACAACAUAGAGGGAGAAGGACUUGUUGCACUUUCUCAAUCAAUGAAAACAAAUCCUACACUAUCUCAUAUCUACAUCUGGGGAAACAAAUUUGAUGAGGCUACAUGUGUGGCAUAUUCAGAUUUAAUUCAAAAGGAUCGUUUGAAGCCAGAAAAUACUGAUGUGGAGCCAUUUGUGGUAGAUGGACAUGUGUAUCUAGCAGAAGUCUCCAAUGGCCUUAAAAAACAUUACUAUUGGACACCAACUUAUGGAGAUGCUUAUGGGCACUCAUCAAACUCAGGCUUUGCUCUUGUUCCAGUAGGUCAAAAUUUAUGAAAAAUAAGCUAUAAAAUAAUUUUCAUACCAUCUUACUUUUUACAGAUUAAUAUUUUAUAGCCUUUUUUCUUUCUUAAAUUAGAAUGAGUUGCUUUUAUUAACUGUGUAAAGCUUUGUAUAGCUGUUCAUUGUGAAAAACUGUGUAAUUUUAAAAAAAAAUUUUACAAUAUAAAGAUUAAAAACUUAACCCCAGAGAAGCCAAGGAACUAAAUGAGUUCUUUGUAUAAUGAAAAUAUAACCAAGUAGUAAAAUAACAUAGGACAAGUAAAGGUCACUCUAGCUAUCUUAACUGAAAGUUGUUAUGAUGUGGUAGAAAGGCCUCCGGUGGCAAAUUCCCAGUGAAUGUUGAGGAGUUUCAAAAGUUAAAAAAAAAAAAAAAAAAAAGUUCUAAAGUUGAAAAAGUAUUCUACAUGUCCUAUUUAGGUGUUAUAGAUAGGUGCUAAGAGCAUUUUCACAAGUUCAUGCAAAAAAAUAUAAACCUGUAUGUACCCUAGUCGAAAAGAAGUCAGUGCUGCCAGCUCCUCUACCCUCCUCUCAUAGACAACCAUUAUCCUGACACUCAAUACUAGUUUUGCCUAUUUUUGAACUGUAUAUAAAUGGAAUCAUAUAGUAUAUGAUCUUUUUAUAUCUCAUUCUUUUGCUUGUAAUUCAUUCAUAUUGUUUAAUAUAGUAGUCCAUUCAGUUUUCAUUGCUUUGAAAUAUUCAUCAUGUGGUAGGUAGCAGAAAAGAAUGGCCUUUUAAGAUACAACAUAAUCAAAUUAAAGUAAACCUUAGCAAUGAA